Candoia aspera is the source of this 1398-nucleotide messenger RNA. RefSeq lists its product as uncharacterized. The record is from RefSeq and is a predicted model, not a curated record. Lineage: Eukaryota; Metazoa; Chordata; Lepidosauria; Squamata; Candoiidae. Bases 52 to 843 code for a protein of 263 amino acids. The transcript is spliced from 8 exons.
GAGCUGCCCAGGAAGGAGACAUUGAAUCUAACCAAGACUGCAAUUUCAGCAAUGAUGGGGAACUUCUCAAAUGAGCCUUUAGUUCUGCUCUGUUUACUGGUUGCAGGAUCUGCUGAGGAAUACUCAACUGAAGAAAAAUUGAAGUAUAAAUUUUGCAAAAAUUAUGUGCAGAUUGGACAUCUUACAGGAGACCUGAAGCCUAUGACAUUCUGGCAUGUGGACUGUCACGAUCAUGGUUACUUUUCUGUUGGAGACAUAGCUAUACAAAGUAGACGUACUCCUCAUAAUUGGGCUGUAUUGGUGAAGGAUGAGAAUAAUGGUCUUCUUGAACAUCCUAAAGGUUUUAGAGAAAUCUGGAGAAGUCCAGGCAGUAACAAAUUCACAGUGUUUGAGAUGGAUUGUGAACAUGGGCUUAAAGCCUUAGGAAAUGUAGUUGUUAAAGGCUCCAGUCAGUUUCCUGAUCUGCAUAGUUACAGAUGUGUCAAUGAAACUGUGUUAGUAAGAGGAAAAGUUCGUCCUAUCUGGGAAGAGAUUGGCAUUGGAAGACGUACAGAGAUUGGAGUUUGGGAAGUUGUAAGAGAUCCUGAUGUAGCACCAGGUCACAUACAUGUGUGGACUUUUAUAUUUGGGAACAAUCACAAUAUUCAUGCUAAAACUGUCUACGCUUUGAAUCAGAAUAAAGUCAUGAGCGGUGAACACACAUCUGUCCAGUUCAAGAAAAAGACCGAUACUGUAUAUGAUGGCUUUGGACCUACACAGCCAACAGGAAAACCUUAUAUUACUCUUAUUCCUUGGCCUGUUGUAAGUUCUGGACCCGUCACCACUGAUCCAAGUACAUUUUGAAUGACAAACCUGAUGGAAACUAUGCUUACCUAGCAGAUCCAUACAAAUAUUAUACUUGCUCUAACAGACAUACAGUACUCAUGAAUUGCCCAAAAGGUCUGGUCUAUAAUGCCACCAAGGAUAUGCACAAUUGGCCAAGUGAUUUGAUUGUAGAUGAAUUUUGUAAAGACAAACCUAAUGUUAAUUACAGUUACCCACCAGAUCCAGAGAAGUACUAUGCUUGCCUCAAUGGGAACACACAGCUCAAGAAUUAUCCACAAGAUCAUAUUUUUAUUAACUUUGAAUGCCAAUGUAGUUGGCCACGCAGAUGGUUGUAAAAAGAAAUAUGGUGGUAAUCAUUCUUACUUACAAGAUUAACAUAAAAAUUGCAUUUGCUUAAUGGGUUCUGACAACUGCAUAGCCAGGAGAUAUUCCUCUCAACGGUGUGGAAUAUAAUAUCAACUAAUUAUCCUUAUCCAGAUAUAUGUAAUAUAAAUGUUACAAAUGUGUUAGAAAAAACAUACAAUUGUCAGUUGGACUGAUAAAAUUGCACUAAACCAUUAUUAAAAUGCAGGA